This is a messenger RNA of Drosophila willistoni, 1487 nucleotides long. RefSeq names its product IST1 homolog (gene Ist1). Bases 88 to 1350 code for a protein of 420 amino acids. The transcript is spliced from 5 exons. Lineage: Eukaryota; Metazoa; Arthropoda; Insecta; Diptera; Drosophilidae. The record is from RefSeq and is a predicted model, not a curated record. Gene Ontology annotation, biological process: protein transport.
UCUUAUUUUUCCCCAAUUGUGAAUCAUCUUGAAAAUUUGUUUUUAAUUUUUUAAUUGUUAACACGACCAGCCAAUGCAGAAGUAACCAUGUUCAGCAGCGGACCAAACUACAACAAACUGAAGACCAAUCUUCGGCUGGCCUUAAACCGGCUGAAAUUGCUGGAGAAGAAGAAGUCGGAACUAACGCAAAAGUCACGAAAGGAAAUCGCAGACUACCUGGCUACAGGAAAAACGGAACGGGCUCGCAUACGUGUUGAGCAUAUUAUUAGAGAGGAUUACCUGGUGGAGGCAAUGGAAAUAGUGGAAAUGUACUGCGACCUGUUGCUGGCCCGUUUUGGACUUAUUACCCAAAUGAAGGAACUAGAUGCGGGCAUAGCCGAACCAGUCUCUAGCUUGGUAUGGGUGUGUCCCCGUCUCCAGAGCGACAUAGCCGAAUUGAAAGUCAUCUCGGACAUUUUCAUCCAUAAAUAUGGACCGCAAUUUGCGGAACAUUCACGGACAGCCACUGGAGAGCAUUUCGUAUCGGAGAAGCUGAUGCAUAAGCUGACAUUGCAAGCUCCACCCAAAUUGCUGGUGGAGAAGUAUUUGAUAGCCAUUGCCAAGAACUACAAUAUUGAAUACGAACCAGAUCCGCAAGUGAUGCAGGAGGAACAGAAACCGGAUCAACAGCCGCAGGCACAUUUAAUUGAUCUAUCAGAUAGAAAUAAUCUCAGUGGAGGAAGUGGUGGAGCACCUCCACCACAGAUGGGUUUCAUUGGUUAUCCGGCAGUUCCGCCAUUGCCCUCCAUGCCAGAGCCCCCGACCAGCAAACCAUUCAACUAUCCACCCUUUGGUGGAGGUGGAGGAGGUGGGGCAGCCGCCAUGAAUCCCAUGCAGCCGCCACCGCCGUUUGCCUACAAUAUACCGCCCAAUCAGCCGCCGGCUCCUGCCGUGUUGCCCAGCAAGUGUUCAGGAAAUGUUCCGGAGGAAAAGGAUUUAAAUACGAAUUUCAUAAAUCAGGAAACUAAAGAGGCUGAAGCAAGUGGUAGCGGAGGCUCUUGUAGUCCCGAUGAAAAUAUUUUGCGCCCCAAGCCUGAUUAUGAUCCACCGCCCCGAUAUACUUCCAUUAAUCCCGUUAAUCUGCAGAAUGCCAACAAACCCAAACCACAACCACGUUCAAAGCUGCCACCUGGCGGACCGGCUCAACCCAGUGCUCCUCCAGACAUAGACUUGCCAUCGCUGCCAAAUGUUCCACUGGAUUUGCCCGAUGUGCCCUCCCCGUCGUCAGGCGGUGGGAAAAAGGAUGAUGACGAUGAAAUUGAUUUCGAUGACCUUUCACGACGGUUUGAGAAUUUAAAAAAACGGAAAUAAGCAAGCAUCCAGCAUUAUUAUUAUUCUUAUUGUUCCCCUACUUAUACCCACAUACCAUUAUAUAUAUAUACCUAUGUAUGUUAUCUGCUCUAAAAUAAAAUCAACGAACAACAAUGAAGGAGAGCCUUAGAACUUGA